GGAGUACAGCUGUAUGGAAAAUCUCGACGAGAAGCUGUGUCAUUUCUUAAAGAAGUUCCUCCUCCAUUUACUUUAGUAUGUUGCCGUCGUUUGUUUGAAGAUGAAGGUGAAAGUUCUGCAGAUGAAUCAAGUUCUGUCAGUCUUCAAGCUUCUACAGAAAAGACCGCUGAUCAAAGUUGUGUCAUAUCAAAUACACAGAUUCCUCCAUCGGAUAUUGAAGUGGCUAAGAAAACCACUCAAUGGAUGGUCAUAAUGUUGAAGAUGAUUAUGGUGAUUAUGAAGACGGGGAGCUGGCACUGUGGUCUGAAGAAGUGAAGAUUAUUGAACUUGAGAAAGAUUCCAGAGGCUUGGGCUUUAGCAUCCUCGAUUAUCAGGAUCCCUUGGAACCAUCACGAACUGUGAUAGUGAUUCGAUCUCUAGUUCUAGGAGGUGUAGCGGACAAUAAUAGAGGUUUGCUACCUGGUGAUCGACUUGUCUUUGUUAAUGAAAAGUACCUGGACAACAUUCCCUUAGAUGCUGCUGUGGAAAUCCUGAAAUCUGUUCCAGCUGGUAAAGUGCACCUGGGAAUCUGCAAACCUCUUGUGCCUGAAUCUAAUAAAAAUGAGGAAGACAGUCUUACAAAUGCAGUUGCAGAUGAAACAGUAGAAGAAGAACCUGUAGAUCCAGUCAGUACAUCUUUAAUUAUACCAGCACCCAAGGAAUUUGAUGACAGUGCAUAUUUCCAUGAGGAAUUUGUUGAUGACAACGACGAUGUAAUUUUGGAACUUGGAAGUCAGUUUCCCUUAGAGUUCAGCCAAGAUGACAGCAUUCAGUCCCCUUGGGGGAUGCAGCAUGUUGUUAUGCAGCAUGUUGUUGCAGAGGAGGAACUUGUUGAUGGAAUGGAGAUGCUUGUAGAUGAAAGUGGCGAGUCCGAUGUAGAUCAGGACCUUUUUGAGAACCUGCAGAAACCUACCCCAGCUUUUAGAGUGGAAGCAGAAUCUACAUCACCUCACAGACUUAGCAGCUCUACUGAACAGUUAGACUAUUUGUCAUCUGCAGAGUCUUCAUUGACACAUGAUGAUUUACAAAGCGAGUAUCACAUACCACAGACCAAAUACAUUAGUGAGAAUAUGGGUGAGGAGUUUAAUCAGAAACUGUCAUCUUACUCCGUUUAUGUUAAUGGUUACAAAACUGAGCCAAAAUCGUUUGAGAAGACUGUUAUACUGAAAAAUGAACUGGAUUUAGGUAUUGAUGUGAGGAAUGACCCAAAAGGAAAUGGACUGAUUGUGAAGCAGAUUGACCCACAGGGUGCUGCUGGGGAAAGUGGACAACUAAGGAAGGGAGAUUAUAUUGUAGCUAUCAACCAACAACCAGUGAAACAGCUUAGUUCUUUCCAGGUGCAAUCAGUUUUCUCAGGACAUACCUCAGGAGACAGUGAAUUAGAGUUUACAUUUGUUCCUGCAGAACAAGUUGAUGUUUACAGAAGUCUAAUACUAAAUCAUUUGGAAACUGAUGAUACAUUAUUGGCUGUUCCUUCUGAAGUUCAGCCCAGGUCUUCUAGUGAACUGCCUGAAAGAGAAGAAGGAGAAGGAGAAGAAACCCCUGCCUUCAGUCAUUGGGGACCACCAAGGACUGUCCCUGUGUGGAGAGACCCAGCAACAUCCCUUGGCAUUAGUAUAGUGGGGGGUCAGAAUGUUAUAAAACGACUGAAGAAUGGUGAAGAACUGAAAGGUAUCUUCAUUAAAAAUGUACUGGAAGACAGUCCUGCUGGCAAAACCAAAGCAUUCAAGACUGGAGACAAAAUACUUGAGGUCUCAGGGGUGGAUUUACAUAAGGCAACCCACGAAGAAGCUGUUGCAGCUAUAAGGGAUGCAGGGAAUCCUGUUGUUUUUGUUGUGCAGAGUUUAUUGUCUGUCCCUAGGCCUGUCUCAGUAAUACAACAUAAACCAAGUGGAUCUAAUGACAGUGCAGUUCCUGAAAGGAAAGAGAGGACAAGCAUUAUUGUUGGCGGGGCCCCACCACCUAUGAGACUACCACCACCAUACAAGGAAAAUACUCUCACAAAGACCACAGAUACUGAUGCAGGUGAACUCAGCAAAGAAGAUGAAUAUUCUCAAACAUGGGAAAAAAUCAGGCAACGCUAUGGCGAUCUGCCAGGAGAGCUGCACAUUAUCGAGCUUGAAAAGGAUAAGCAUGGUCUUGGACUCAGUCUUGCUGGUAACAAGGACAGGUCGCGUAUGAGCAUAUUUGUUGUGGGAAUCAAUCCUGACAGCCCAGCAGGAAAAGACAGGAGGAUACACAUUGGAGAUGAACUGCUAGAGAUCAACAGUCAGACAUUAUAUGGCAGAAGUCAUCAAAAUGCAUCGGCAAUAAUCAAAAGUGCCCCUUCAAAGGUUAAACUGACUCUCUUAAGGAAUGAGGAUGCAUUUGACCAGCUGGCUGUCACUCCUUCACCACCACCACCAAUCAGCAACCAGUCUUCUGUUGAGGAAUCUUCUGUUACUGAAAAGGCAACAGCUGGUGGAGUGGUUAACAGGAGACCUAGUGACGCUGGAGAUGUAUUAAUUGAGAAGAAAGUAAGCACUGAACAAGACAGUCCUGUACUGGAUGACUCUGCAACAAUACAUCCUUUAGAAAAGAUUGCCAACUUGCUAAAAAGCGCAAAAAGUACAACAAAACGUUCAUCAUCUCCACCGGCAUAUGAAACAACAGACUCAGAGGUUUUAAAUCAUAGUAGUAUCUCAUUUCCAUUAUCAAUGGAUCCAGCAACUUGCCCAAUUAUCCCUGGCCAAGAAACUGUUAUAGAGAUAUCAAAGGGGCGAUCAGGUCUUGGACUUAGCAUUGUCGGAGGGAGAGAUACUCCACUGGAUGCUAUAGUAAUCCAUGAAGUGUAUGAAGAGGGUGCUGCUGCCAGAGAUGGAAGAUUGUGGGCAGGAGAUCAGAUACUGGAGGUUAAUGGUGUGGAUUUACGAAAUGUUUCACAUGAAGAAGCUAUCACUGCCUUGAGGAAAACCCCUCAGAAAGUGUUACUUUCUGUCUACAGAGAUGAGUCACAGUAUAAAGAUGAAGAGAAUUUAGAUCUCAUUUCUGUUGACCUCCAGAAGAAGUCUGGCAGAGGUCUUGGCCUCAGCAUCGUUGGAAAACGCAAUGGCACAGGUGUAUUCAUCUCUGACAUUGUUAAAGGAGGAGCGGCAGACUUAGAUGGACGAUUAAUGCAAGGAGAUCAGAUUUUGUCUGUGAAUGGUGAAGAUUUGAGGAGUGCAUCUCAAGAGACUGUUGCUACAGUAUUGAAGUGUGCACAAGGAUUAGUUCACCUUGAAGUUGGAAGGCUGAAAGUGGCAUCAUGGGUGUCAUCACGAAACGCAUCUGAGGAGAGCCCGGUAAGCCAACAAAGUGUAAUCAGCAACAGUCUUCCAUUUGUAUCACAUACCACUGGUUCACAGAAUUACUCUAGAACAAAGAAGCCAUCUUCUGCUUUGCCGCAGAAUCUAGGAGCAGGAACAGAUCUAAGAACAGUUGAAAUAGCAAGGGGACCUAAUGAUGCUCUUGGAAUCAGUAUAGCAGGAGGAAAAGGAAGCCCACUAGGUGAUGUUCCCAUCUUUAUAGCUAUGAUUCAGGCCAAUGGAAUGGCAGCUCGUACACAAAAACUCAAGGUUGGUGAUCGGAUUGUCUCUAUUAAUGGGCAAUCCCUGAAUGGCCUGUCUCAUGCUGAUGUAGUCAAUCUGCUGAAGAACGCUUAUGGCAGCAUUAUCCUGCAGGUUGUAGCUGAUACCAACAUCAGUGCCAUAGCUAGUCAACUGGAAAGCAAGUCAUCUACUCCUAACCUGAACCCAAUAUCAGAUAUACAGUCCGAUGAUCCAGAAGCUGCUGAACCGAAAACUAUUGUCUUGGAAAAGGGACCGGAUGGACUUGGCUUUAGCAUUGUCGGGGGAUAUGGAAGUCCUCAUGGGGAUCUGCCAAUUUAUGUCAAAACAGUCUUUUCUAAGGGAGCAGCUGCUGAAGAUGGAAGGCUGAAGCGAGGUGACCAGAUUCUAGCUGUAAACGGAGAAAGUUUUGAAGGCAUCACACAUGAGCAAGCAGUAACUAUCCUAAAGCAUCAAAAAGGAACUGUAAAAUUGACUGUGUUAUCCUAACAGUCUUCUGCAGAAAUAAUUUUACCAUCUUUGUAUGAAGGACAAUUAAAUGAGGCUCCAUUAUUUGUAAACUGAGAUGAUGAUUGAUGACCAUAUGGAAUGACAACCAUCUUUAUUUUACUCCUUUGUAUAUUAAGUGCCAUAUGUUGUUUCUUGGAGAUUACUUGUACUGCAUGCAGUUUAAGUAAUGCAAUGCUAGCUCCAAAAAUAAUGCAGUGGGCUGCUAUUUCUUAGUUAAGGAAGGGUCAAAGCUACUUUUUUUAAGAAGAUUUUAAAUAUGCAUAUAUUAUUGCUUUACCAAGUGAAGGGCUAUAGCAGAGAAACAUUCUAUAUUUACAUUAACUGUUAAUUUGAAACUAUGAAGGAAAAUACUAUAAAUAUUACCACAAUGUUGUAAGCACAAAACUAAGUGCAUUUUAAAAUGGCACGAAAUGUCACUUAUGAAGGGACUUCAGUUUCUUUAAACUGCCACUGUACAUGAUUAGACUUCUGUAAAACUGAAUACUGUCUAAAAUAGCAUUAUUCUGAUUUCUGAAAUAUGUGUCUAGUGGAAUAAACUGUUGUAGAUUGACACAUUCUAUUUAUAUUUAAUCCGUGGAACUGUUUAUGCUAUCAUGUGAGUCAGCCUGGUAUUUAAAUAAGCACAUAAUUUUAAGAAUCCAUUAUUGGUACAAGUAGGUGUCAGGACGUGUUGUUACUGUUGCAACACUUGAAAUGUCAACAGAAUACCAUUUUUGUGUUUUAUUUUAUUUGUUCUUUACUACUGAUAUAGUAAUAUUUUUGAUUUAUCAUUUGUUUGCCUAAAUUAAGUUUACUUCAUUAACUAUGAAUACUUGCUUGAACCAAAUUAAAACAGUAAAUUAAAGUAACAUCACUGCCUGUAUAUGGUUAUAUAUAUAUAGUAAAAGAAAUGGUGUGGCAAACAAUAUUAUUUAAAAACAUAGUGCAGACAUUCAGCAGCAUGCAAUACAAUAUAAAAACAGAUUUUUAUUUAAUUAGAAUUAUUCCUAAAAUAACCUAAUUUUACAAACUCAGCAUCAGUGCUGUAUAGUGCACAGUUUUUGAAGACAGCUUAUUGGUCAGUGUUGUUAAUGAUAGAAUAAUUGUUGACCAUGGAAUUAUUAUAUCAAAAGAACCUUAUACGACAGAAGGUGAUAAUUAAAAAAAUGUGUAAACUUAAAAUCACAUAGUAAUUUAAUGUGUUGUUUUUAUAGUUUUAAGUUUUUUUUGAAAUAUCUCCUGUCAUAAUAAACAAUGCAUCAGAGAGAUGUAUUUCGUUCUGUAGGUUCUCUGUUAAAAAUACACACGCACACACACACACACACACACACACAUAUAUAUAUAUAUAUAUAUAUAUAUAUAUAUACACCAAAAACGCAGGACUUGGUGACAAACGUAAACUGUAGGCAAAAUAACAAAAAACGAAUGUGGAAUAGUCCAAAGAGCAAUCCAAAACACUUUAUUCACACUAGCACAAGAAAAAUUGGUUACGCGCUUUCAUCAUAAAGUGACAUCACUUUGUGAUGAAAGCGCUUAACCAACUGUUUUUUCUUGUGCUACAGUGAAUAAAGUGUUUUGGAUUGCUCUUUGGACUAUUCCACAUUCAUUUUUUGUUAUUCUGUUAAAAACCUGUUUUGACUUUUUUUGUGUACUGUAAUAGUAUGAAUAUAAUGAUAUCUGAUUGUCAAGAGUUACUGUUAUCAUCAGAACUAGAAACAAAUCCCAUCUUCAGAUACAUUUUAGUAAUAUGAUAUCUAAUGUCACUUGAAUUAAGGUGCUGAGUCACCCUUUAAAUGUUUAUGUAGUGUAUCUGUGUGCAGAGGAUCAAAUAAGUGGUCUUUAUGCACCGACCCAAGAUGGAGAGCGUCUCUUUUCCCCAGAUAAAAAUCUUUUUUUUUUAAGUUUUGUAGCAGAUGUGUGCUAGUGCCUUAAACCAGCAAUCUCUAGUAUCAGCUUCAGCCUGAGAUGAACUUUGUAAUGUUAUCCCACCUCAGGAAAGGGCUUACAUUAUAAUGAGGAUUUCAAUAACACAAAGGUGUAGGUAUAUUUUGUAUGCUGUUACGUAUAUGUUUAUUCUUGUAACUAAAUUUCUUUGUGCCACAGCUUUUCCAAAAUGCUAACUUACUACUUCUCAGAUGGGUUCCAUUUCUGGAUAUUUCUCAGUAUCGAAUGUCAAGUCUCUUUAGUCUCUGUCAUUACAUGUUGUAAUAAGUAAUGGAAAUAUCAAAAGUUAGAAACACAUUAUGGUAUUGCACAAAUACUGACUUGUCAGUGGUUGACUUCAUGAAAUUGUCUUUAGUAUGGUAGUGGGCAAAACAUUUAAGCAGUAACACUUUUUCCAUCAAUUUCCUCCUCAUAUCACAGUCUGCAAAAGCUGAAGACUUCAGGAUUUAUAUUUCAUGAGAUACAGUCUUCUGUGGAUUUAGAGCAGUUUGCAGCUCUUCAUAUGAUUUAAUACAACAGUUUGCAUUGUAGCAUGAGAAAAUCAGGAUAGCUGCUUAGCCACACAAAAAUCUGGCAUUGCUUUAAACACAAAGAAUCGAUUAUCCCAGCAGAAGAAUAUAUAUUUUUCCUAGCAUAUGAAUAUUUUAUAUUUUAUUCUAUUUGGUUAUUAACCUAUUUGAUCAUCAUCAGCUGCCUUUAACCUGUUUUCCACUAGUUUUAAAUCAUUCUUUUGCUAAUUUGAAGUUUCCCUGAGCCUUUUGACACUCACUUGGAUGAAGAUACUUAGCUGUGGUUUAUUUCAGUGGCACAGUGGUAAAGCAGAUAAUGUUGUUGCCUCACAGCAAGAGGUUCUCUGGUUCAAUUCCCACCUGGGGUGCCUUCUGCGCAGAGUCUGCAGGUCUUGCCUAUGUUCAUGUGGGUUUCCUAAUGGUGCUCUAGUUUCCUCCUAUAUUUCAAAGACAUGCAGUAGGUGGACUGGAUACUCUAAACUGGCUGCAAGUGUGAGUGUGUGGUACAGAAGAACAGCAGAGACGGGUCUAGCCAGCUGGUGGCAUGAACCUUUGCCCUAGAUGAUUGUCACGGUUAAAGUGACACCCCUACCCCAUAUGAAAAAUGGUGAAAAAGGGGUUGUGGAUGGAUGGGUAUAAGGCUUGCCUUUCUGUGCAAGCUUUCUAUCUACAGUUUCUAACCAUGCUAUCCUAGUGUUUUAUUGCAAGAGAGUAGGUCAGAUUAUUGUCCAUGUUAGUGCUUUCUUCAUGCUCAAAGUUGUAGUGCUUGUUUGUAUGUGUAGGCACACACAUGCUUGCAUAUCUACUACUUAAAUGCUUUCCUAAGGCGGUCUUCCAUAUUGUCAUUACAUGCUUCCCCUGGUAUCAUCUGUACUUUCAAAGCUUUGAUGUCUCCUUAUGUUUACACAUUUUCAGUUUCCUCUACAUUGGCAUCUCCAGUUUAAAGUUCUAGCUAAAAUAAUGAUAAAGAGAUGAUAUAUUGUAAUUAUGGAUUUGAUGCAUGAUAUUUUUUAAUUUAUCUGAGGACAGACUCUGUGUUAACACAGACCUGCUCUCAUAAUUAGUGCCAAGAAAAAGAAAAUAUUGCAUGUGUCAGUGUAUCAUAUUUCAGUAAUGUGCCUCCAGUUCACAGCAUUUGUUUAAUUUCUUUUUCUGAAGAUGGUGUCCUGAGAUUUAAAGAUCAGUGGAUCACUAACAAAUCCAAGCAUGCUAUGUGUUAAUCAUUGUUUAGCUCUAGAAAAUGUAUAAUAUACUGCAGUUCAGAAAGUUCUGCUUAUCAGAGGUAUGUUCAUUAGUCUAAACAUAUUGUUUGCAGUAAAAUUGGAGUUUUUCCAUUACAGCUCAUUUGUCAUUUCCAUUUACAGCAUGACAUAGUACCUUUAACUUCAGAUACUAUAGAGGUGUAAGCUGUAGCUGAAACAAAGGGCACUGCUCUUACUUUCAUUUAUUAGUUGUUGCCAGUACUUGAAAGAGUGACUAAAAUUGAUUUAAAAUGUAAUACUACUGAAUUGUUCUGAAGCCAGCUCUCAUUUGAUGUUUUUUUUUGUAAACCUUGCACUCUUGUUUUGAGUUCACUUUGUGUUAUAGACCUAAAGAAUAUACUAAAAAAACUGCAUAGUUCUGAUCACCCCAUUUCUUCAAUCUUUUAACUACUUGUAGUCAAAAUCUAACAUUUUGCUGUUUCUGCUAUAAACAUUUAAAUUUGUAGCAGUUUUGUGUCAAAAAUCCAGUAUGUAAAAUAUACCAACUAAAAAUAGCUGAUCUGUCAUGUUUGAGACUUUGCAUUCUGCUGCUGUUUAAAAUGUGUAAAAUUUAUAUUCUAUAUACAAUUUAUUCUGUGGGCUCCAAAGAUUCCAAAUAAAUAAAAAUAUGAUUGAUUUUGCACAGCUGA
Messenger RNA from Protopterus annectens (West African lungfish), 8456 nucleotides. RefSeq names its product PATJ crumbs cell polarity complex component (gene PATJ). Gene Ontology annotation, molecular function: protein binding. Lineage: Eukaryota; Metazoa; Chordata; Ceratodontiformes; Protopteridae. The record is from RefSeq and is a predicted model, not a curated record.